Messenger RNA from Hyposmocoma kahamanoa, 3661 nucleotides. Its product is annotated as sperm-associated antigen 7 homolog. Gene Ontology annotation, molecular function: nucleic acid binding. The transcript has 3 exons. Bases 687 to 1388 code for a protein of 233 amino acids. The record is from RefSeq and is a predicted model, not a curated record. Lineage: Eukaryota; Metazoa; Arthropoda; Insecta; Lepidoptera; Cosmopterigidae.
CGCAUUUGACAGUAAAGUUCAUAGUGCUGUUGUUUUGCCUGGUGUAUUCGUUUUUUUAAUUUAAAAAGCUGAAGUGAUGGCUUUGUAUUCUUAUAAUGGAAGCGAAGAUACAAAAACAAAUAAUUGACUUCUACUCUUUCUUCGAAGAAUUCCACAAUUCGACUAAAACUUGUUUGAAAGAUUGCCAAAGCUGCGCAAUAACUAUAAAUAAAUUUGUCGUUCGUUGCAAGAAGAUAAAAGAAACUGAAGUGAGUGGUACGCCAUUAGAGGAGUUCGAAGGUUUGCAAGGGAAGCUCACCGCGAUUCUGCAUAACCUUAUUUCUGAGGAGAUAAAGGAAAUAAGAAGCAAUCUGUCAAAGUUAGAAGAUUUAUUUGAAAAACUGUGUAAUAAACACAAGGCGUUACAGGAGAGCUGUAAGGAAGUAAAUUUUACGCAACAAACACUACUUGUCAAAGGCACUCCCUUCCAACCGUCACUGAAAGUUCUUUUAGACUUUGCUGAAGACAUUAUCACAUUUGGCAGUGAAGCCUGUGCCUUAAUCUACACAUCUUUAGAAGUCCUCUCAUUUAAAGGACUUAGCACUGAUCCUCUUGUUGAAAAUUUCAAGAUAUCACCUUUGUGGCAAAAAAGGAUAACUGAGAUCUUAGGAUAUACGUCAUUUAUAGCAGAAAAUCAAAUUUAAACCAUGGAUUUUUUAGAUUCUAUUCUCAAUUCUAUGCAAAAACCUCCAUCAACCAGCGAAGCCCAAAAAAAUGCCAUGAAGAAACAAAAGGAAGCCAUGGAGCGUAAACAAAACGAACAUAAGAACAUGCUGAAUAAGUUCAGAAAACGGACUGAGGAAAAAAUAGCUGCAUUCAUUAAAGAUGGUACAAAAAAGUACUUACAGUUUGAACCUAUGGAACAAAUGUAUAGAUCUAUUAUUAGAGAUGUAGCUGAGACCGCUGGCGCUCAAGUUUUUUCAUUUGGGCAAGAGAGUGUAGAUCGUUAUUCAAUAGUUUAUACAAAAGAAAAUGGUCCAACUGAAGAUGAAUUGACAGUACGUAAAGCUGGUGGUGUUUGGGAUGACGAAAAAGCUGCAGAUAUGAAAAAAACACGUGAAGAAAAUGAAAAACAGGCCGCUCUAGAUUCUGAAGACGAUAAAAAUAGAAAACGUAAGCGUGGUAAAGAAGAAUUAAGCGGAACUCACUAUAAACAGAAAUAUGCUCAUCUUAUCGGACAAGAAGCAGCAAUAGACGCUGCACAAAAAACUAAUAUGAAUAAAAGUUAUGGAGAAGUUCCUAGCGAAAAUAAAAAAGAUUUAAGGUCUAUUGAGCAAACUAUGGCAGAUAUAAAAGCUAAGAAAAUGAAAAAGGCUGAGAACGAGGGUCCUGAAGACGUCCAAUCUUAGUACAAAACUGAUUGUUAGCUAGGUAAUAUAAUCUUUAUGAAUCUUGCAUGCUUAAACUUAAUUUUAGUCUCCUUAAACAUGUUACUUUGUAUAAUACGUUACUCAGUAAGAUAUGUUAUAUGUAGCAAAUGUGUUUUAUCUGUAUUCAAACAUAAUGGGUGUGUAUAGGAGUCUUCAUAAAACCUAUCUUCUGCAUAGGCACCCUUUCUAUGAUUAAAUUUGAUGUGCGUGUGUCUUCAACACUAGCCUUUAGGUGAAGUACAUCAGACUUUGUGUUAACCAUAAGAACAUAUUUCAUUUAAAUCUUAAAUUGAUUAAUGGUCAUUUCUUGAAUUUUACAGAAGUAGUUAUAUUUAUUAAUUAGUAUCAAAGAAACAAUACUUUUUACGUUGACAGUGUUCAUCCUACUGUUGUGUUAUUCUUUUUAAUUGAAAUUGUAUCAAUUAAUGAUUGUCACCCCUUGUCUGAUCCUGAGAGCCAUCUUUAGCAUUUACGGUUCAAAUUUGUAUUCUGUCUUUCAGUAAGUUUAUGAUAGAGCAAUUUAAACACUUUCCUAAAACAUCAUUAAACUCACAGGUUAUAGGUUGUUUAGCACUUUUCUUCACACUUAUUUAAGCAAAAGUUCUGUUAGGGGGACAGCAGCGAUCGGAAACUGCGUCUCUUCUGAGUCGAGGCGCAUAAUUGCGGUUCACAACUGGCCGAUCGGAAACUUUUGACAUUUCAAAUCGGAACAAUAGUUUAUUUAACUCACAAAUUAGAAAGAUAUAGUAGGAAUCAAGUUUAUCUUCUCGCUCACAAAACCCAUCUGAUUUCGAGACUCGAAUGGGCUACACGAUCGGAUCCUUUCCGAUUUGAAUUAAAAUCAGCUUGCAGGUAACAUAGGGCAUUGACUGUACAAAAUUCUGUUAUAAAAUUGCAUUCAUUUUUAUACCCAGUGUAACAAAAUUAAUGAGAAUAAAUAAGGCAUUCAAAAGUGCGAGAUAACGAAGAAGACAUAAUUUUUUACUUAAUUUCGUGGUAACCCAGGGAACAUGACUAGAAUUCCUCACCUUUACUGGAGAUUGUUAUAUGGUCUUCAUCAAUAUUUGUAUAAGAUAUUAGGGUUAUUUCUAAAAUGCUGACAUCCUCUCAGGACUACAUUACUAACAUAUUAAACAUCAACUUUUUUCAAUCAUCAUCAACUCACUCUUAAAGUGAUAGUCCCCCACGCUAGUGCAAUGCGGGGUUGGGCACUUCCCACGUUUUUCGAGCGUUGUGAACCUUUUUCGACGUGCAGGUUUUAAUCACGAUGUGUUCCUUCACUCAAAAGCUCAUAGUACAUUUCAAAUAAAAAUUCGCACAUAAAUUCCUAAACAAAAAAACAGAAGUGCAAGUCCAGAUUCGAACGCACAGCCUCUGCUCAAGAGGCUGUAGGUCAAACCGUUACGGUCAUCAGAUUUUAUUUUCUACAAAAACUCGUGAAGCUGCGGUAACAAAAAAUCGCCUGCGUAAAUACCCGUCCAAUGCAAAACGCAGGAGCGGGGACGGGAGACAUCGGGGAAGACGCUUGCAUCUUACUACCAAAUCUUAAUACAGAUUUAAAAAGAGUCGUAUAGUACAACAAAAAUUUUAAUAUAUUGUAAAAAGUCAUGAAUGAGUAAUGUACUCCGACAAGGUUGUUGAUAUUUUACAAAUAUCCUGUAUAUUAUAUGUAUGAAUAAAGUACCAAAUUAUCGUUUUUUAUAUACAUGAAUAUUUUUAUAAUAGAUACAAUUAGAAAGUAUUUUUUAACACAUCCAAAACGGCUGGGCAACAAUUAGUUGAUUCACCCAAGUACCUUUAUUUGUUACUUAAUGUAUGAUAUCCUCUGAUUAUAAAUGUAAGUUUGUGUUAAUGUAAUAAAUGCUUUAUUAAAUUUAUAGUAAUAUUGUUCAAAGACUGCUUCUUGUUAAAGAUAUUAUAUACAUCUAACAGCACAGGUAGAGUCAACAUUACCCGUGAAUCCAGUUGAUGUACUAAGUACGGUGGUAACUCUACUGUGCCCUCAUAAUAAGACUUUACCUACUUGGGUAAUGUUGGCAGUUCCUGGGCAAUGUUGACUCUAUUCACUCGGCAAAAAUUGCCCGCAAUAGAUAAUAUCAUAAAUUGCAAUAUCAGCUUUACCAAACUUAUAAUACAACUAAAUAGACGGAACUGGUAUUUUCCUCCACAUAUGUGGAUACCUAUAUCAAAGUAGAUAGAUAAUUUAGCUAAUUAAUUAUUGACUUAUUGUUUGGUACAAAAUAUAAAAAAAU